Messenger RNA from Rotaria sordida, 1957 nucleotides. NCBI's taxonomy places the organism in Eukaryota, Metazoa, Rotifera, Eurotatoria, Philodinida, Philodinidae. The record is from the annotation of a GenBank genome assembly.
UGCAUCACUUGAAAUAGCAUUAAGAAAAAAAACUCUCGAAUCUGGUCAUGUUAUCUAUAUAGGUACAGGUGCUUUUUGGGGUGCUGAAGAUAUUGAUAAAAUGAAUGAACGUAAUACACUUCGUUCAUUAUGUAUUACAAUGAAAAAACAUCCUGAUUGUUAUAAACUUAAUGAACCAUUACGAUCAAAAUUAAUUGAUGAACGAACAAAACAUGGUGAACAAUUAGGUGAAAUUGUUAUUUAUUCAGGUCCAGUUCGUGAAUUAUGUCAAUUAGCACCAAAUAAUGUUAAUACAAUGGCUGUUGGUGCAAUAAUUGCUAGUAAUCUUGGUUUUGAUCGUGUUCAAGGAUGUUUAAUUGCUGAUACAUCAUUAUAUGAUCGACAUAUUGUUGAAAUUGAAUUAACAGGACCAGAAAAAACUAUUGAUGAAAAUAAACCAGUAAAAUUCCAUUUGAAAACUAUUCGAACUAAUCCAGCUGAAUUUGGUGUCGUUACUGGCACAGCAACACUUCUUUCAUUUAUUAGUAGUAUUAAACGUGCAAAAGAAAUACUUGUUAGUGUGCCGUCCUAUGCUGAUGUUAAUGUUUCAUCAUGGGUAACUGAUGAAGGUCUUAAUUAUAUUGAUAGUGGUAUUGCAUAUGAUGUUACUCUUGAUGAUAUGCAUCAAUUUUCAUUAAUGGAUUCACAACCUAUAAGAAAUUAUCUCAGUUUUGUAUCACGUAUGGCUCAUCUUUUUCAUAGUUUUAAUCGUGUUGCUUAUGAAACACUUCUUCCACAACUUCGUAAAAAAUCUGGUACACCUCGUGUAAUUAUAUUUGAUUUAAAUAUGUUAUGGGCAAUUGAUUUAGCUGAACAACUUGGUUCCAUACCAGCUAUUGUUGUUUGUCCAUUUCUUAUUGAUGCACUCGAUUUACCAAGUAUGACACCACAUUGGCAUACACCAUCGUACAUUGUUCCUUAUUCACCAUCGACUUUUUUUGGUCGUAUUCAAUUAUUUUUUUAUCGUUCAAUAAUAAUACCAUAUCAAAAAUAUUUUAUAUUUUCUCAUAUUUAUCAACGAAAAUUUGAUUAUGAAUAUUUAAUUAAAAAACAUUAUCUUAGUGUAUUUGUUAGUACAGCACCGCCAUUUGAAAUUCCACGUUCAGUUAUUAAUCCUGCUAUUCAUUUCUUAGGUCCAUUUGUAUAUGAAUAUCGUUUACAACCAAUUCAUCAUAAUUUACUUUUAUGGCUUAAUGAUAUUGUUCAACAAAAUGAUACGCUUAUUUAUAUAAGUUUAGGUUCAAUUGGUCUUCUUACACAAGAACAAUCAAAUAAACUUAUUUAUGCAUUUAUGAAAUUAAUAGAGACAAAAACUUCUUCUCAAAUACGUAUUUUAUGGGCUCGUGGCAAUACUUUAAAAAGUAAUGAUAGUCGAUUUCGUCUUGAAGGUUUCGUACCACAAAAAACCAUCUUAUCACAUCCAGCUAUGCAACAAGAACGUUCAAUUUAUAUAAAUCAUUGUGGUAUGAGUUCAAUGCAUGAAUCAAUUGUAUUUGGUAUUCCACAAAUUGCAUUUCCACUUUUUCUUGAUCAAUAUCAAGUUGCUAAACGUAGUGUACAAUUACAUAUGGGUUUAUAUAUUGAUAAAAAUAAUUUUACAUCAAAUGAAUUAAUUGAAAAAAUUCUUCUAAUUUUAAAUAAUCCACAUAUAUAUCGUCGUAAUACAAAAAAAAUAGCAGAUUCAUUUCGUAUAUAUGGUAAUGGUUUAAAACGUGCUCAAAAUAUCAUUGAAUAUAUGAGUAAAUAUGGACGUGAUAUACAAAAACAAAUAGUAUCUUAUGAUAGUCAGAUGAACUGGAUUGAAAAAUAUUCAUUAGAUAUUCUCAUUUGUUUUCUCUUGUUUAUUUUUAUUAUGUUUAUAUUAAUACGAAUAACAUGGAAAAUAUUAAUAUUAAUUCGAAAAGAAAAAAAAGAAUAA